AUGACGGAAGACAACAACCAUACUGGCGGCCACAACGACGGUCACAAUAGUGGCCGGAACGACGAUCCCCAUGACGACAGCGGUCGCCUUCCGCGAUCGCCUGAAUUACUACCUUUCACUGAAGUGAUUAUGCAGGCUAUAAUGCCCAAUCGACCUCCCCCUCAGAUUGAAAAAUUUGACGGAACAACGGACCCCGAACACCAUCUCCGGAAUUUCGUCGACUCCAUGGCUUUCUAUUCCAAAAGCGAUCCAAUCAAGUGCAGGGCUUUCUCCUUGUCCCUAAAAGACGAAGCCCUAGAAUGGUACUACACUCUUCCUCCGAAUUCUAUUGACAGUUUUCAUAUUGUCACCACUCUAUUCAAAAGCCAAUUUUCAGCCAACCGGAGGGAGAAGGUGUCAGCUGCCAAACUCGUCAAUCUCAAACAAGGGAAAGACGAGCCGUUAAGGACAUUCAUGCGUAGAUAUUCUGAAGCGGCGAGAAGAGUGAAAGGUGUCACCCAUGAGUUCAUCAUCAACAACCUACCCAACUGUCUCAAACCGGGGUUUGUCUCGGAGAGCCUAUACGCUGAAUUACCGAAGACUAUGGAGGAAUUACAGGAGAAAAUGACCAAAUUCAUCAAAAUGGAAGAUCAACGACACUACCGCAAGAAAGUUGAGGCCCCCAUAACUGAAGCUAAAUGCGAGGACCAGCGAUGCAUGAUAAAGGUCAUAAUCAGAGGCCCCCCCGAAGAGGGCUUCCAACAACGCUCGCCCAGGGAUGCGGAUGGCUCUAAAACUUGUCGGUUUCAUGACAACCGAGGACAUUCCACAGAAGGAUGUCAAGGCCUCAAAGACGAAAUCGAAAGAUUAAUCCGUGCCGGAUAUCUGCGGGAAUUUGUUAAAGCAGAAACGAAUCAACGAGGGCGCUCGCCCAAAAAGAUAAGGAGAAGCCCCGAACCUUCACGCCGAAAGACCGAACGCUCCCGAGGGCGCUCGAGAAACAGAUCUAGAAAGCAAGAUACGACCCCGAGAGGUCGCAUAGACACCAUCUCCGGAGGUUUUGCUGGGGGCGGAGCCUCAUCCUCGGCCCGCAAAAGGCACUUGCGGAACUUGCGUAGCGUCCACACAAUAGUUCGAAAUCCCUUAUCAAUGCUGGACAUCACCUUUACCGACAGGGAUUUUCAUGCCCCAGACCCAGAACAGGAUGAUACUAUGGUCAUUACAGCCCGAAUAGCGCAGUAUGACGUGAGCAAAGUUCUGAUAGACCAGGGAAGUUCGGUUAACAUUUUAUACUGGACAACAUUCCAGAAGAUGGAGCUGACAGAGGAUGCGAUAACACCCUUUCACGAACAGAUCGUUGGAUUCGCAAGGGAACGUGUUGACACCCGGGGAUACCUCGACCUGAGGACCCGCUUGGGCACCGGUGACAAGUCCAGAGAAAUUCGUGUGCGCUUCCUGCUGGUCGAAGCCAACACUUCAUAUAACGCUUUUCUAGGGCGUCCCUGCCUAAACGCUUUCGGAGCGAUUGUAUCGACUCCUCAUUUGGCGAUGAAGUUCCCGUCCGAAAGCGGCGAAAUAUGCACCGUUCGAGCAGAUCAGAAAACCGUUCGGCAAUGUUACACCGCUUCCUUAAAAGCCACAACUUACAGAAAAGAGAGAAGACCUGAAGCUAUCCUGGUUGACGUAGACCCUAGAACCAACACAGAUGAUCGGAUUCAACCCAGGGAGAGAUUAAACCGUUUGUCCUGGGGAAGAAUGUCGAGCAAACUACUAACAUAG
This is a messenger RNA of Vigna radiata var. radiata (mung bean), 1758 nucleotides long. RefSeq lists its product as uncharacterized. The transcript is spliced from 2 exons. The record is from RefSeq and is a predicted model, not a curated record. Lineage: Eukaryota; Viridiplantae; Streptophyta; Magnoliopsida; Fabales; Fabaceae. The coding region runs from base 1 to 1758 and encodes 585 amino acids.